AUGGCCCAACAAAUGGCUAAAAAUGCUUUACAACGUUUUAGCCGUUCAAAAGUUGAUUGGAAUAAAUUAUUUGAAAUAAGUGGACAAAACACAACAACUGUAUCUGCUCUACAAUCAAAGACAUUUCAGUAUGCUUCAAAAAUGAAUUCUCUUCCUGAAUCACUGCCUAAAAUUGAUUUUAAUUAUUAUAAAAAGUUAGUGCCCGAUGCAUCUUUUGUUGAUAAAAUACAGAAAGAGUAUGAGAAUGCACAGAUAUCUUAUCCAAAAGAUCUUUCAAAUCGUAUGCAAGAAUUGGAAGAAUUUGGAAAAAGUGAAUUUGCACGUUAUGAUAGUAUUCCUCAUCCAGAUGAGGUACCAAACGAAUUGUUAUUUUUUUACUUACCGGAUAUGAUGUUUCCAAAAGUAUGGGAAAAAGGAAGAGAUGGCGAUUCACUGGAUGAUUUUUCUGUUCCUCCUUUUAACAAAGAAGAUUCGAUGCGUUGGUGGUUUGAACAAGGCGGUGAAAUGAAAAUUCAUUCUCGUAGUUACCAUUUACCAGACGAAGCACUGACUCCAAUUGAUAAAGGACCCACAAGUCAUUAUCCAACUAUCGAAGAAGUUCGGGGAUCGGAACAGGACGGAAAUAGGCAACAACAAAAACUCAGUCCACCACAAUCAGAUAAUAAACAAAGCCAAAUUAAAUCACAUUAG
This is a messenger RNA of Didymodactylos carnosus, 690 nucleotides long. NCBI's taxonomy places the organism in Eukaryota, Metazoa, Rotifera, Eurotatoria, Philodinida, Philodinidae. The record is from the annotation of a GenBank genome assembly.